Molecule: messenger RNA, 948 nt
Organism: Ylistrum balloti
Lineage: Eukaryota; Metazoa; Mollusca; Bivalvia; Pectinida; Pectinidae
Product: GATA zinc finger domain-containing protein 14-like
Exons: 1
Coding region: 1-948 (315 amino acids)
Source: RefSeq, a predicted model, not a curated record
AUGUCAUUCUGUUUGGCUAAUGACAACGCAAACCUUGUAGGGCGCAAUCAGGGCAACGCUAACGUUUGUAACAAUGUAAACCUUGUAGGACGCAAUCAGGGCAACGCUAACGUUUAUAACAACGCAAACCUUGUAGGACGCAAUCAGGGCAACGCUAGCGUUUAUAACAACGUAAACCUUGUGGGACGCAAUCAGGGCAACGCUAACGUUUAUAACAACGCAAACCUUGUAGGACGCAAUCAGGGCAACGCUAACGUUUAUAACAACGCAAACCUUGUAGGACGCAAUCAGGGCAACGCUAACGUUUGUAACAAUGUAAACCUUGUAGGACGCAAUCAGGGCAACGCUAACGUUUAUAACAACGCAAACCUUGUAGGACGCAAUCAGGACAACGCUAGCGUUUAUAACAACGUAAACCUUGUGGGACGCAAUCAGGGCAACGCUAACGUUUAUAACAACGCAAACCUUGUAGGACGCAAUCAGGGCAACGCUAACGUUUAUAACAACGCAAACCUUGUAGGACGCAAUCAGGGCAACGCUAACGUUUGUAACAAUGUAAACCUUGUAGGACGCAAUCAGGGCAACGCUAACGUUUAUAACAACGCAAACCUUGUAGGACGCAAUCAGGACAACGCUAACGUUUGUAACAACGUAAACCUUGUAGGACGCAAUCAGGGCAACGCUAACGUUUGUAACACAAAUCUUGUAGGGUGCAAUCAGGGCAACGCUAGCGUUUAUAACAACGCAAACCUUGUAGGACGCAAUCAGGACAACGCUAACGUUUUUAACAACGUAAACCUUGUAGGACGCAAUCAGGGCAACGCUAACGUUUGUAACACAAACCUUGUAGCGCGCAAUCAGGGCAACGCUAACGUUUAUAACAACGCAAACCUUGUAGGACGCAAUCAGGGCAACGCAAACGUUUGUAACAACGAAAACCUUGUAUGA